AUCAAAUCCUUAUUUGCAAAAACAAAGGAUCCCAUCACAUCAAUGUCUCCUCCACAGGAAAACCGGUCUCCAAAGGCUGAAUAUCUAAAUAACUUUUUCAACACUAACCCAACUAACGGCAAAAGCAGAGGAUCGCAAGAAGCACCAAGAAAACCGUUGGGUCAGACUAACUUGAACGUUCAAGGCUCAAUGCCGGCUAAAAAAGAGGGUUUCAAUCGUGUGCUGGACGGCUUGAAAAAGCGCCAGCUUCAGCAUGAUUUUAAACUAGAAAGAGCUGCGGAAACAUAUGAACCUACACAGAAUAUCGGUUCAGGAGCAUUUGGUAUUGUUUGUGAAGCUGUAGAAACUUCAAGUAAUCAGAAGGUUGCCAUUAAGAAAGUUGCUCAUGCCUCUGCCACACCAACACUUGCCCGGCGCACUCUUCGUGAAAUUCGUGUUCUCCGCUACAUUAAUCAUCCAAACAUUGUCCCUCUCCGUGACAUUUUCCGUACCAAAGGCCCACUUGGAAUCGACGUCUUUCUUGUAAUGGAUCUCAUGCAAAACAAUCUUCAUCAUAUCAUUUAUGGAAACGAGGAUCCAUUGGAGGAACAUUACAUCAAUGCAUUUUUGGGACAACUUUUAAGAGGACUUGAAUAUCUUCAUGCUGCAUGCAUCGCUCACAGAGACUUAAAACCAUCAAACUUGCUUGUUAACCAAGAUGGAACUCUUCGGAUAGCUGACUUCGGAAUGGCCAAAUGUGCAGACAACAGUUCAAAGAAGCAUGACGACGAAGAGCACUGCUACUACAUGACUCAACACGUUGCCACACUUCCUUACAGAGCUCCAGAACUUUUGUUUGUCCUUCCCGAACAUUCAACAGCAGUUGACAUGUGGGCGGUUGGAUGUAUCUUUGGAGAAAUGGUCAUUAGAAAUGAAAUUCUGCCGGGAAGAAGUGUUCAAGGACAGAUCAAAAUGCUUUUGACUAUGCUUGGACAACCUCCUCAAGAAGUUAUUAAUGAGGUUCGAUGUGAUCGCACAAGGAAGUUGAUUCAAGACUUCGGAAGGAAAGCGGACGCAGAAUGGGAUGAUAUUAUGUUCUGCAAAGCUCGAGGAGAUGAUCAAAUUGUUCGGGGAAACUGUGACACUAUUGAUUUUGUGAAGCAACUGUUCCAAUAUGAUGCCCAGAAGAGGAUAAACAUUCAAGAUGCUCUCCUACAUCCAUACAUCCAGAGAGUUAUUCCAGCAGAAGCACCACAGAAAAAAUGUCCAUUCAGAGUGAAGAAAGAUAUGAUGCAAGUUGAAGAUCUCAAUCAUCAAGAAUUGAUCAGCAUGAUGAAGCAAGAUGUCCGAUCAGCGGAAAACCCAAUCACAUACAGUGAACUGCACUCUGGUGGAGAUUACAACACCUGGAUCGCAGGAGUGUUCCAAAGCGAAAGGAGUCGAGAAAUCAUCAAAAACGAAUAUUCAACUUCGUCAUACACCUCACCUGAACUCGACAGGGAGUACAUCGGACAUGUCAACCAAUACCAGCGGGGAAUACUCUCCAAUUGCGCAGCAUGAGCAACUACUGGAAGACGUUGCAACACAAAUCUCUAUUUGUGAACCUACCUGUGACUUGUAAAUCGUGCAAAGCAGGGUUACGCUUUCAUUUUUCUUAACAUAUGUCUCUCCCCAAUUUCUUUCCUUAUCAAAUUGUGUCUGAAAAUUUAUAGUUCUUUUUUUGCCACACGUGUCAGUGCUUCAAAUUGAAGAUGGUGUAUAUACAUAGAAAGUAUUCUAAAUCGGUCUUAUCACUUACUAUUUAAAAGACUUUUUUGAAAUUCAUAACUCCUUGAACUCAAUUUUCCCUCCCUCCAAUUAAAAAACCUUGGUUUAGAACUGAGAUUAUUAUAUUUAUAUCAUGAAAAACAACACUGUGUCUCUUUUUUCUGUUAAAUCCGCUGUUCUGUCUGUUCUAGUCUGUAAGCCUCAUUUUUUCUUUUUUUCCUUCUCAAAUGGUGAUUCUUUGUAUGAAACUUGUAUCUGUGAUUAAUACAGAAAUAAAUUGAACAUUU
Messenger RNA from Caenorhabditis elegans, 2033 nucleotides. It is a transcript of the gene sma-5, whose product is annotated as Mitogen-activated protein kinase sma-5. Lineage: Eukaryota; Metazoa; Nematoda; Chromadorea; Rhabditida; Rhabditidae. The coding region runs from base 43 to 1539 and encodes 498 amino acids. The record is from RefSeq and is marked reviewed. Gene Ontology annotation, biological process: MAPK cascade. Gene Ontology annotation, molecular function: protein serine kinase activity; MAP kinase activity; ATP binding. The transcript is spliced from 9 exons.